CUGACACAAGUACCACAGCAUCUGACACAAGUACCACAGCAUCUGACACAAGUACCACAGCAUCUGACACAAGUACCACAGCAUCUGACACAAGUACCACUACAUCUGACACAAGUACCACUACAUCUGACACAAGUACCACUACAUCUGACACAAGUACCACAGCAUAUGACACAAGUACUACAUUUGACACAAGUUCAACAACAACUGAGAGAAGUACUACAAUAUUCGACACAAUUACUACACUAUUUGACAUUAGUUUUGCACCUUCUGUCACUAGUACUAACACAUUUGACACAACUACCGCAGUAUCAGACACAAGUAUCGCAACAUUUUACACAAGUACUGCAUUUCUAACAAGAACUACAACCUCUUACACAAAUAUUUAUUUUGACACAGGUUCUACAACAACUGACACAAGUACUGCAUCUGACACAAGUACUACAAUAUUUGACACAAUGACUUCAACAUCUGAUAUAUUUACCACAACUUAUGGCACUAUUACUUCAACAUCUGGUGUGCCCUUUCUGGCAUCGGACACAGUUACUCCAGCAUCUGAUGUAGUAACACCACCAACAGAUGGAUUUACCUCACCCCCUGAUGAUACAUUUAUUCCAGCAUCUGAGGGAGAUACACCCGCCUCUGACGUGGCUACUUCAGUAUCUGAUGGACUGACCUCACGACCCGAUGAAGCUCCUUCAACACCUCAAGCAGUUCCUCCACCUCCCGACACGGUUUCCUCAGCACCUGAUCCUCUUUCCCGUACACCGGGUGGAGACACCACCCAAGCUCCAGACAAAUCUACUCCAGCACCUGACACAGAUACCUCAACAUCUGAUGCUGCUACCCUGGCACCUGUUGUAGCUACUACAGCUCCAGACUCAUCUUCAGCAGCUCCUGAUCCUGCUACCCCAUCUCCUGACACAGGUGAUCCAGCUCCUGAGGCUGUUGAUCCAGCUCCUGAUGCAGGACCAUCUCCUGAUUCAGUUGAUCCAGCUCCUGAUGUAGGACCAGUUCCUGAUUCAGUUGAUCCAGCUCCUGAAGUAGGACCAGCUCUUGAUUCAGUUGAUUCAUCUCCUGAUGCUGUUGAUCCAGCUCCUGAUGCAGGACCAUCUCCUGAUGCUGUUGAUCGAGCUCCUGAUGUUGGACCAGUUCCUGAUUCAGUUGAUCCAGCUCCUGAAGUAGGACCAGCUCUUGAUUCAGUUAAUUCAGUUGAUUCAUUUCCUAAUUCAGUUGAUCCAACUCCUGAUGAUGCUGUUAAUCCAGCCCCUGAUGCAGGACCAGCUCCUGAUUCAAAUUAUCCAGCUCUUGAUUCAGUUGAUUCAGCUCCUGAUUCAGGACCAGCUCCUGAUGCUUCCGCUCCAAUGCCUAAUGCUGGGGUCAGUGAGAAAGUGGAAAAUAAAGAAGAAAAUGUUAAAGAGGAAAAAGUUACCCCCAUAACUGAAGCCAAAGGGGAAAGCAAAGAGGAAGAGAAAGAGAAAAAAAAAGAUUUUGAAACGAAAGACAAUGAGAAAAAAGGUAUAUUGCUUAACAGUAGUCUAGUAGUAUUUGUACUGUAUGUUGUGUGUGCUACAAAAUAUAGUUGUGUCAGAUUAAAAAAUAGUUUUAGUAUAAUCCAACAAAUCAACUCUGUUAUUGAAGCAGAUGGGGAUCUGUGAAACUCACUCCUCAGCCUGAAGUGUCUCCACUUGCAGCUAGCUUUUUGGUGGCGCAACUGGGUAGACACUUCAGAAGGGGUGUCAUGUGUGUUUGCGAGGCAGAGGUCCUGGGUUCAAGCCCUGAUAUGAGCUGAAUCAGGAGCAAGCGGUAGUCGUUAAGCAAGCAGCGUGACAUCCUUUACAAUGGUGCCAAUUGACUCAGAUCUGCAGUUGCGCUCAACUCAACGCUGGGGUCCCUGUGGAGGGAAUUUGGGGGGGGGGGUGAAGGUAGCAGAUGGGGUUCUGUGAAACUCCACUCGCGCUGCCGAACAGCUAGCUGGGUAAGACGCUUCAGGUUGGCGGCCAUGUUUGUUUGCGAGGCAGAGGUCCCGGGUUCAAACCUGAGUCAGGAGGGAGCGGUACUGGCUAAGCCAAGCAGCGUGACGUCCUUUACAUUAGCAUUAGCAUGUCAAUUUGUAGUGGCGUCGGUAACCAUUCAUGUUGAAUUCCCUGACCCAACUCAAUGGGGUUGAAGUUGGAGUGUUAGUCACCUGGUUGCUAUAGGAAAACAUCCCCACUGGGUGUCAGAGUACAAACAGAUAAUUGAUGGACAAAAUAGGAGCGGAAAAGCAUUGAGCCAUUUUUGGAUGAGCCCAUGUCCCAGUAGGAUACCUGAUCCAUGGUUUCAUGAGGCUAUUGACUCAAAGCACCAGGCUGCUGACAAGCAUUAGGAGUAGUCUGUGUGUUUGUCAAACCUAGAGCAGCUAAUGUAUUUUUGUUGUUGACAAGGAUCAUGUGGUACAGAAUAUGCCACAUAGUAUUGUGUGGGUGAUCCUGUCACCACUCAAGACUCCGCUCAUCAGCUGUAGCUGAACCAGUAUUGCAAGCUAAACAUCUUUGCUAUGGACUAUGAUUCCUAUCACUUCAGGGUUGUGUUGAUUUGGCACUAAACGGGAGAAAACGGACUGAAGCUCAUUUCGUUUUAUGUUUAAAUUUUAAAACUAAAAUAAUUGUUACGUUCCCUAAUAAACACAACCCAGGUAGGCAUUUUAUUGCUGGUGAGAUGGAUUGUCUGAUUGGGACUGACAUGUUGUUCUUGUAGAGGAGUGAAUAUCUACACUUUGCGAAUGACUAAACGUUGUGGUAAUACACAAUACUGUGUGUUAAUGUGUAGAUUUCAGUGGUUUAUGGAAUGUAUGAGGUCUUUCUCUGUGAAUCAUGCAAGAUGUCUGAGCAGUUGGCACCCUAUUGUGUUUCAGGAUUGCUUUGGCAUCAAUUGUAUAUUUUAAUAGCCAUGAUAUUUCAGACACUGUGUAGUAGAGGCUUGUACACAUUGGCAUGUUAGUAUUAUCUAUAACACAGUUAAAUAGAUGCUUUAUUUCCCAAGCGGUUGUAAAACUGUUGAUUCCCGGUGGGUCCAAAUACAGCCAGUCUAAGGUUGCAUACGUCCAGUUUCAAGGUAAGAAAUGAUUUACCACACUGAAGCUUUGAAUCUGUUUGGACUAGAGAACUGUGGAAAAAUGACCAAAGUUUGACCAGUCUUUUUCCUUCAUUCAUUUGUCUUUUGUUUUUUCCAUGCAUUUCUAUGUUGCACAUUUGGGUUUUGUUUGCUUCAUAAGGUAAGCAACUUAUUUCCCCGCCAUUUAUAGCAUUACUGUCGUUACCUUUUUGUUGUGAACUUGUAAUGAAAUCUCAGAACCUAUAGUGUCUGUGUCGCAACUGAUUUUAUAGUGUCAUUUGUGUGGAUGACUGUGUUAACUGUGGAUUCAUUUGUGAGAUGGUGACCAUUCUUUCAACAAUCUGUAGGGUAAUAGGCCCAUUCAUAUUUGAUAAGCUGUUUUUGCCCCCUGUCCCACUGCUCUACUCUGUGGUACAGCAGGUCUUCAUAUUGCACCAGCAACAUCUUUUUAAAAUAGCGUGUCAAUAAUGAAUCCCCUCUAAACAAAGAGAUGUAACAUGAAGCCUGAUUAAACAACUAAACCAUAAUCUAAAUCUCCUUGUAAAUUUAGCAUUAUUUAGCUUCUUGUAGUAUAAUGGAACAAACUGCUAAUGCAUAAUAAGCUCCAUUAUGACAAUCAAUUGAUCAAGACUGUAAUGCAAACAAAAUUGAAACAACUUAUUUGGUAUAUUUGCGCUACCAUUGAUUACAUGUUACACCUCUGUAAAUCAAUGUACAGUAUUGAGGCCGGAUCGUUAGCUGGUUAAAUAAUGCAGAUUUUGACUUAUUGAGGUCAAUGGAUUUCCCAUGGGGCCACAAAGUCAGGAACUGGUUUCUGAACUCAGCAUAAUUCAGGUCUAUGGAGCCUGCUAUGUCUUAUCCAUUUGGCUUUUGUAUAAUGAGUGAAACAGUUAAGUUGUACACUUAGAAAUACAUUUGCUAUCUAGAACCUUGAAGGGUUCUUCUUUGAAUAAGCUUUUUUAGUUGCAGGUAGAACCCUUUUGGGUUGCAUGUAGAACCCUUUCCACAGUGGGUUCUACAUGGAACCAAAAAGGGUUCUCCUAUGGGGACAGCCAAAUAACCCUUUUGGAAACAUUUUUCUAAGAGUGUAGAGUAAAUAACUUUGAGUGCUACCUCUGACUUUGAAUUGUUUGAAUAGGACCAUUCCUCCUCCUCCUCCUCCUCCUCCUCCUCCUCCUCCACUAACCCUACUCCGCUCUUUCCCCUUGACAGACUGU
Salvelinus sp. IW2-2015 is the source of this 4313-nucleotide messenger RNA. Lineage: Eukaryota; Metazoa; Chordata; Actinopteri; Salmoniformes; Salmonidae. The record is from RefSeq and is a predicted model, not a curated record.